AUGCCGGACACACACGGACAGAACGGGACACUGUGCGCCUGGCUCCGGAAAGACGGUGCGCGCUCUCCAGAGACCGCGCACUGUAUCUUCUUAUCCAUCAUGCCGCACGAGCGCACGGUGCCCGCGCUGCUGUGGCUGUUUGUGCUGCUCACACUCUGCUCAUACCUGAUAAACGCGCUGACAUUGUGGGGCUUGGGUCGCUCCGAUAACCCGUCCUGGGAGCCGCGUCUGGCGCUGCUCAAGAACCUGAUCCUGAGCGACAUCCUCCAGAGCAGCAACUCCGGCCCCGCGGUCAUCUACUCCCUGCUCCAGCGCCGCACGGUUCGGCUCAACUCCUGGUGCCUCGUGCAGUACUUCUUGGGCUCGCUCACCAUCUUCUCCAGCCUCGUGACCAUCACGUUAAUGGCGCUCGAGCGCUACCUGUACGUGUGCCACGCGAUCCACUACCUGGUCAUCCUGACGCCCGUGCGCAUGCGGGUGGCGCUGCUUCUCAUUUGGGUGUACGCGACUGUGGUGAGCGCGGCAAACCUGAUUCUGCUGAACAUGGGCCAGCUGCACCCACACGAGGAGGUGACGCGCGGCCUGCUGUGCGAACCGGACACGGUGGAGCAGGUUAUGGGGUUCCCGCGCGCUGCAGCGGUGUACCGGAAGAUCACGGGCUCUUUGACGCUGCUGCUGUGUCUGCUGGCCUACGCCUUCUCCUACGUGCGCAUGUACCGGGACGCGCGUAACGCCGUAAUCCCGUUCAACGCGGCAAACACCACCGCACGGAAAACCGUCCUGUUCUACUGCGGCAUGCUGUUCGUGCAGCUGCUGCCGGUGCUCAUCAAAGUCAUCUCGGACGCGCUGUGGGAGGUGGAAGGCACCGCAGCCAUGGUCGAGCUGCUGCCGCCCUCUGACAAACGCGGCGGAACGGCACCGUCCGCUACCGCGGCUGCGAUGCACGUGUCGCUACUGGUGAUGCUCGUGGUGCCUCCUUGUAUAAACCCGCUCGUAUUCGGCCUGAGGAACGUGGAGAUCCGCCACGUGCUGCUCGGUCGGAUUCGGUGUCUGAGAGGGGCGAACGCGCGCAUGAUCCGCGAAGACAUGGGCCGCGCACACCGGGCACAGGCGGGGUAG
Messenger RNA from Periophthalmus magnuspinnatus, 1119 nucleotides. Its product is annotated as olfactory receptor 1G1. The coding region runs from base 1 to 1119 and encodes 372 amino acids. Gene Ontology annotation, cellular component: membrane. The record is from RefSeq and is a predicted model, not a curated record. The transcript has a single exon. Lineage: Eukaryota; Metazoa; Chordata; Actinopteri; Gobiiformes; Gobiidae. Gene Ontology annotation, molecular function: G protein-coupled receptor activity. Gene Ontology annotation, biological process: G protein-coupled receptor signaling pathway.